GAGAAAGAAUAAGCCAACAAACUGCCGGAUAAAAGAAAAGGAAAAAGAAAAAAAAGAGGGCCGGCCUCAUUCUCUUCCUCAAACCCUAUCUCUUCUUCCCCAUUCCUCACCCAGAUCCGAAGAUACUUCGAUUUCUAGUCGCCUAAACGUUGGAAUCCAUAUCAUUCUUUUCUUCCCAAGGUCAAAUUUCUCGAUCGAUUGGGUUCUUAAUUCUUUGGAUAGUAUUGUAGUCGGUAGGCUGUUGUUUUAGGAGCUGUAUUCCAAAAGAUGAGCAGACAGUGAGAUUGGAUUCUGUUGAUGGUCGUCUCCUCCUCAAAGAAGCUGAACGAGUUGAUGGCGAGGGAUGUUGGUUUCAGGACCCUGGCGUUCUUGAUCUGGAUAAGGUAAAGGCUGUAAUUCAUCCCUCUCAGCUUUUGAUGUGGCCUCCGAGUCCCCGACGCAUGCGUAAGCCAUUCUCAAAAUUGAAAGGUGAGAGCCUAAUUCCCCUAACACCAAAACCCCAAUUCGAAUUGGGCACUGAGGAUCCAAACCUCAAUUUCAAUUCUACAAGCUACUCUGCUAGUCUUUUUGGGGCGUGAAAUUGAAGAUUCCAAUGUGUUUCGCUUGAAAUUUAGAGCUCCAGGGAGAAGCCUUUUCUGUAUGAAAUUGUGGCAACUGGGCGUAAUGGUUUGAUUAUCUUGUCCGUGACAGCCGAGCUUGCAACAACUAUUGCAGCAGUAGCUUAUUUGAGAUUGGCAGGAAGACCCCCAGUUCUCCCAUCUAACAACUUUUCUUAUUCCGAGAACUUCUUAUACAUGCUAGACUCCUUGGGCAAUAGAGCUUAUAAACCAAAUUCCCGCCUCGCCCAAGUAUUGGACAUUCUCUUCAUACUCCACGCUGAACAUGAGAUGAAUUGCUCAACGGCUGCUGCUCGGCAUCUGGCGUCAAGUGGUGUGGAUGUUUACACUGCCCUUUCUGGAGCUGUUGGAGCUCUAUAUGGUCCCCUUCAUGGUGGAGCAAAUGAGGCUGUGCUUAAGAUGCUAAGUGAAAUUGGAUCUGUUGAGAACAUUCCAGAGUUCAUUGAGGGUGUGAAGAGCAGGGCAAUGGGAUUUCCAACGGAGUUCUUCCCAGUUUUAUUUGCAAUCCCUAGAAUGGCUGGUUACUUGGCACACUGGAGAGAAUCCAUGGAUGCCCAAGCAGGUUUCAUGCAAGGCUGUUCAAAAGCACAAGUCAUGGAUCAGUGAAUGAAGAAGAAGCUGAUAGGAUUGUAUAACUUCCUGGGCAACCCAAGGUCUCAUUCCAACUGUUUUCGGGUGUAACUCUUAAUUUCAACAAGAAACUUAGUAGUUUUAGGUAUUUUGAUGCUUGUAAUUUUGCAAAACCUUUGAUUGGUUUUACAAUUGUGAUUGUUGGUUUGUAAUUGAAAUUAGUUCAUAUGCUAUUUUAACAUUUUCACCUUAUAA
Messenger RNA from Rosa rugosa (rugosa rose), 1442 nucleotides. Its product is annotated as citrate synthase 3, peroxisomal-like. Bases 795 to 1223 code for a protein of 142 amino acids. NCBI's taxonomy places the organism in Eukaryota, Viridiplantae, Streptophyta, Magnoliopsida, Rosales, Rosaceae. Gene Ontology annotation, cellular component: mitochondrial matrix. The transcript has 10 exons. Gene Ontology annotation, biological process: carbohydrate metabolic process; tricarboxylic acid cycle. The record is from RefSeq and is a predicted model, not a curated record.